UUUAGAAGCCACACUAUGCAGGCUGCUCGUUUGAAACUAGUUUACUACUCAAAAACCAGACUCCACGCUGAAAACAAUGGCCAAACCUGAAACGGUGCGUUUCGCCAUCAUGGGCUGCGCCCACAUCGCAAGAAAAGUGGCUCGAGCCAUUGCCUUAGCACCCAACGCCACACUUUGUGCCGUUGCCAGCCGUUCCCUCCAAAAGGCCCAAACCUUCGCCGCCCAAAACGCCCUCCCCGACACCGUCGCCCUAUAUGGCAGCUACCAAGAGCUGCUUGACGAUCCAACUGUGGACGCAGUGUACCUGCCCCUCCCAACUUCUCUGCACGUGCGGUGGGCGGUGGCGGCCGCCGCCCGGAGGAAGCACGUGCUGUUGGAGAAGCCGGCUGCGCUAGAUGCGGCGGAGCUAGAGCUGAUCUUGGAGGCGUGCGAGUCGAAUGGCGUGCAGUUCAUGGACGGGAGCAUGUGGCUGCAUCACCCUAGGACCUCUCAUAUGAAGCAACUUUUGUCCCUUUCUCAUUCUGGAAGCAUUGGAAACAUUCAAUUUAUUCACAGCACAUCAACAAUGCAAACAAGAGCUGGAUUCCUGGAGAGCAACAUCAGAGUGAAGGCAGAGUUGGAUGGGCUUGGUGCGUUGGGUGACCUGGCAUGGUACUGCAUUGGUGCUUCCUUGUGGGCAAAGGGAUACCAAUUGCCAGCCACCUCCUUUCUCUCUCACACUUCCAUGGACCUUGCCAUAUGUGGUUCCAACGGCUCCCUGCAUGUUAGGGAUUUCAUAAUCCCAUACCAGGAACACGUUGCUUCCUUUGACUUCACAUUUGGUGCCAAGUUUGUUGAUCUUCACAUUGGGUGGAAUGUGAAGCCAGAGGAAGUUCAUGUAGCCAAUGUGCUCCCUCAAGAAGCACUUAUGGUGCAAGAGUUUGCUAGCCUUGUCGCCACUGGCCCCGAUAACAAGUGGCCUCAGAUUACUAGAAAGACUCAGCUCGUCGUUGAUGCGGUCAACAAGUCGUUAGACCUCGGCUGCAAACCCGUUUCCUUGUAGACCCUCUUGGCCUCGGUAAAGUGUUUCAAUAAUCUAUUCAAAUUCAAUCGUACUCAGUACUCACCAUGUAUAGAUAAUCAAUAAAAUCCUUCUGAUACAGGGAUUUAAGCUAUUGUAAACUUAAUAUAAAUGGCACCUACUCAAAUGAAAAUAUUAAAAAUAUCUUUU
Arachis duranensis is the source of this 1210-nucleotide messenger RNA. RefSeq lists its product as uncharacterized. The record is from RefSeq and is a predicted model, not a curated record. Bases 77 to 1042 code for a protein of 321 amino acids. Gene Ontology annotation, molecular function: nucleotide binding. Lineage: Eukaryota; Viridiplantae; Streptophyta; Magnoliopsida; Fabales; Fabaceae. The transcript has 2 exons.